AUGAUACAGGCCGUUCUUUGCUUCCUAUUGGCAUAUCUGGUUGAUGUUGUACUUGGUCGAAAUGCUCAUACUGAGGUCAUGAAGGUUGGUUUUUUGAGUAUUUAUUCUUUGAGUAGGCUUAAAAAAAGGCUUUUUAGGGUUUUUGAAGAAAAAAAGUUAAAAAUACAAAAUUUUAUUUUUUGACUGGUCGAUAUUUUUUUUGUAAAGCUGUGCUUAAAACUGUUUUAAAAUGCUAUUUUUAGGCUUUAUGAAUCAUUUUAAGUAAUUUUUUAACAGUCUUUGGACAAAAUUGUUUAUCGACCGGUCGAUAAGUCUUUUCAAAAAAAUAUUGUUAAAAUUGUCAUAAAGGUUUUUUUAGACCUUUAGGGUCCUUUUAUGUAAUUUUUUCUCGUUUUUUACUUAAACUCAAUUAUCGACCGGUCGAAACAUAAAAAAAAAUUUUUAACUUUUCCUUACAGAUGCGUGCCAAAUUCAUAUCAGAAACCUUAUCAAAACCGCAGUUUUCAUUGAUGAGGAAAUCCAUGAUCGAACGUCUUCGUCAUCCGCCCAUCCACAAUGACCUACCCCCUCUCUCCUAUGGAAUGGCCAAGAGGGUGGAGAAACUUCAAAGGAAUGCCGAAAAAGAUGCUGAACUACGGAAGAAGACGAUUGGACCCAACUUGGAAGAGGCAAAUCGACCGAUCAACGAUCUGUUGAUUCAGGUAAAAAAUGGCAAGAACUUUAUUUACAGAUCAAAAAAUGGCAAGAACUUUCUUUACAAAGCAAAAAAUGGCAAGAAUUUUAUUUACAGAUCAAAAAAUGGCAAGAACUUUCUUUACAAAGCAAAAAAUGGCAAGAACUUUCUUUACAAAACAAAAAAUAGCAAGAACUUUCUUUACAGAGCAAGAAACGGCAAGAACUUUCUUUACAGACCAAAAAAUGGCAAGAACUUUCUUUACAGACCAAAAAAUGGCAAGAACUUUCUUUACAAAACAAAAAAUGGCAAAAACUUUCUUUACAAAACAAGAAACGGCAAGAACUUUCUUUACAAAACAAAAAAUGGCAAGAACUUUAUUUACAGAGCAAGAAAUGGCAAGAACUUUGUUUGCAAUACAAGAAAUGGCAAGAACUUUAUUUACAGAGCAAGAAAUGGCAAAAACUUUCUUUACAGACCAAAAAAUGGCAAGAACUUUCUUUACAAAACAAAAAAUGGCAAGAACGUUCUUUACAAAACAAAAAAUGGCAAGAACUUUCUUUACAGGCUUUACUUUAUCAUUUUCAGGGUGAUUUACUCCUGAACAACUAUCAAAUGAAAGCCUACGAUCAUCGAUGGAAAUUCGAAGAUUUGGAUCGGAUUUUGUAUCGAAAAAAGAUCAAACCAAAGCGAAUAAUCUUGAAUGACACAAAACAGAAUCGAGGAAAGCGACAGAUUUUAAACAGUAUGGAGUAUGGGUUUCCAUUAACCAAAUGGCCAACUGACACUCCAAUCUGCUACACUUUUCACAGCAGUAUGGGUAAGAUUACUCAUAUCCUUACUCCUACCUUUACCCCUACUCUACAGCUAUAAUUAAACUUUUAUAAAAUACAAAAAAAUUUUUAAAUUCAGACAGUUGGUUGAAGACCCUAGUGCACGAAGCGACAAAGUUUUGGCAAGCCAACACCUGUUUGUCAUUUAAAGAAAACUGCACUACCGAGCCGGUGAUUCGGUACCUCCGAGCUGGUGGAUGCUACAGUUCAGUGGGAAAACAACAUCAGGACUUUGAACAAGACGUCUCGCUGGGUCAGAAAUGUGAUUUGGUAACAUUUUAUGAAUAUUUUUGUUUUUUUUAUCUUUAGGUAUUGUAAACAAAGUUCUUGUCAUUUUUUGUUUUGUAAACAAAGUUCUUGCCAUUUUUUGUUUUGUAAAGAAAGUUUUUGUCAUUUUUUGGUUUGUAAAGGAAGUUCUUACCAUUUUUUACCUAUAAAUCAAAUUUUGAGCCAUUUGGUUUUUUGGAAACAAAGUUAUGAUAUUUUAAAAAAGUUGAAGUUCAGUGGAAGAUUUUCAGUGCAAAAUACACUGAAAAUCUUCCAUCAAAAUUCCAUUUUUAAAAAGCCUUAAAAUGGUCUAAAAACAUCAUUGUUGAGGUUUUUACAAGUGGAAGUUGAGUGGAAGAUUCUUAAUGUAUUUUGCAUUGAAAAUCUUCCACUAAAUUUCCACUUUUAAAAAUGGUCAAGAGCGUGUUUUAUGCCAUUUUAAGACACUUUAAAAAUGGAAGUUUAGUGGAAGAUUUUUAGUGCAAAAUACAUUACAAAUCUUCCACUCAACUUCCACUUUUCUAACUUUUUGACUUCUGGCUCUGUAAACAAAGUUCCUUCAUAUGUUCAGUUUGGAGUAGCAGCCCAUGAAACCGGGCAUGCCUUAGGCUUGUUUCAUCAUCAAAGCCGUGAAGACCGUGACGAUCAUAUCAGCCUGGUAACUCAAAACAUACCGUCAUCAUGGCUUCCACAAUACGACAAGGUGGACAACAAAACCGCGACAAUCCUGGAUGUGCAUUACGACUACGGGUCGGAUUUACAUUACCCCGGCUGUAAGUGAAGAUACCAUGUAAUAUGAUAAAGUGUAGACGAUUUACAGAACAGUAAAGUGCUAUUGGCCGCGAAAAAGGUGCAGUAUCAGCAUACGAUGGGCAACAGAAGGGCGCCGUCAUUCUUGGAUUUGAAGUUGGUCAAUCAGUUUUAUGGUUGUUUGGGUUUGUCAUUGAUUUUUUGGGGUUUGGGGGUGAUUUUUGUGGGAAAUGAUGGUUCUGCAGGCUGCGAGAGACAGAUUAUACGAUGAAACAUGGCUUUUAUAAAAAAAAUGGAAAAAGCUAUUCAGAAUGUUUUACCUAAUACUAAAAUGCAUAUUUUUAAAAAUUUUCAACAACUUUUGUGUCAAAAAGCGAUUCUGCAGCGUGCGGGAGACAUGUUAUACGAUGAAACAUGUCCUUGACCCUUUAAGACAAUUUUUAUUAGAAAAUCUAAAAAUUAUAAAAUUUCUAUUUAGACAAAUGCCCAGAAAAGCCAGACUGCGAAAACGGUGGAUUCGUGAAUCCCAACAACUGCUCCAGAUGCAUUUGUCCAUCAGCCUUUGGCGGUGACCUUUGUGACCAAAGAGCACUGGCUGCGUUUGGGUCUAAUGGUCAGUGUGGUGCAGUUUUGGAAGCGAAAAAUGAAUUUCAAUUCAUUCAUGGCGAAAUUAAUCCAGCCGGACCGAAAGACAAGAAUAAUAUUACGGUGCGACAGGCUGAGUGCCAUUAUCAUAUUAAGGUAGGCAUUGGUGAGCGGGUUUUUAUAGUAUUUAUUGUACCAUACUAUACGAUAACGUGGCUUUCCUUGCCCUACCCUACCCUACCCUACCCUACCCUACCCUACCCUACCCUACCCUACCCUACCCUACCCUACCUUACCGUACCGUACCCUACCGUACCCUACCCUACUCUACCCUACCCUACCCUACCCUACCCUACCCUACCCUACCCUACCCUACCCUACCCUACCCUACCCUACCCUACCCUCCCUACCCUACCCUACCCUACCCUACCCUACCCUACCCUACUCUACUCUGCCCUACCCUACCUAACCCUAUCCUACAGUAAUAAAACAUUUUCUAUUGUAACCGUACCGUAAAAAACCUGAACUCUCUUCUCUAAUCUCACCCUACCCUUUCCAGGCUAGACCAGGUCACCAAGUGGAAAUCAAGGUGAUGAACAUAACCGGGCCAUGUACCAACGAGUGUUACUACGGUUCGUUGGAAGUCAAGUUCGAGGAGUUUACGUGGACUGGCGCUCGGCUAUGUUGUCCUACGCAUAUUGAGGAUACUGGUGGUGUUAUGUUGAGUGAAGGGAACCUGGCUACGGUUUCUUACUAUAGCCAAAAGGGGCCGUUGAGGGCUGUGGUACAGUAUCGAGAAGGUAAAAAUUUAUUUUUUCACAAAAAAGGACAUGUUAUACGAUGAAACGUGUUUUGUGAUAGAAGGGGACAUGUUAUACGACGAAACGUGUUUUUGAUGAAAAAGGGACAUGUUAUACGAUGAAACGUGUUUUUUGAUGAAAAAGGGACUUGUUAUACGAUGAAACUUGUUUUUUGAUGAAAAAGGGACAUGUUAUACGAUGAAACGUGAUUUUUCUUAAAAGAUGAAAUUUUUAAAUUUUCAGUUCAAUCCGACGAAGAAACCAAUUCCACAUCAACAACUUCGCCCUCCACCACCAAAUUAUCCUCUUCAACAACUACACAACCCAUCACUUCGCCAACCCCACAUUCCCCACCCACGACCCCACUGACGCCACGCCCCACCCUAGCACCGCUGUUCCCGACGGUCCCGACACGAAAACCGCCCAGCCAAAACUGUUAUGACAUUGCCAUAAACUGCUCGUUCCAGCUAAUGUACUGUCGUUCCGUGCCCGAGCAAAUGCACAAGUACUGUGCUUAUAGUUGCGAGUUCUGCGAACCUUGA
Molecule: messenger RNA, 4450 nt
Organism: Bursaphelenchus okinawaensis
Lineage: Eukaryota; Metazoa; Nematoda; Chromadorea; Rhabditida; Aphelenchoididae
Source: the annotation of a GenBank genome assembly